Molecule: messenger RNA, 4595 nt
Organism: Otolemur garnettii (small-eared galago)
Lineage: Eukaryota; Metazoa; Chordata; Mammalia; Primates; Galagidae
Gene: PCDH20
Product: protocadherin 20
Exons: 2
Coding region: 362-3217 (951 amino acids)
Biological process (GO): homophilic cell-cell adhesion
Cellular component (GO): plasma membrane
Molecular function (GO): calcium ion binding
Source: RefSeq, a predicted model, not a curated record
UUUAUUUUAAUUCUCCCUCUCUUGCUAGCAACCUGUGGACUUGGGAUCUGACUGGUGAGGCAAGGAGGGAAGCUGGGUAGGCACGGGCUUCUGUGCGGGACCUGGGGCGCCUCGCCGCAAUCUUCAGCGGCAAGUCCCGCAUUCCUGGUGGUCUGGCGGGGUCUGCUGGUACCUGCAUCGUUGCAGGAAGCCAUGACCGCGCACUUCUGUCCCUGGCCUUUCUGCCCCUCUUUAGUUCCCGUCCUAAAUUGACAAGCCAGUGACUAUUGGCUGGAGUUCCCCCAGCGAUUUGCAUGAACCGAGAGGGAGUGUCUUCUGCCGCCCUCCCUUCAGGAGCGCUCUGACUGCAGCCGCCCUGGGAAUGCGCGGCGGAGGGAAUGCGUGCAGCUCCCGGGCCCUGGCAGUGAGCUGGCGCCCUGCGACCUGGCACCAGCGCCUGGAUAUGGGGCGUCUACACGGUCCCAGGAGCAGCACCAGCCACAGGAACCUGCAGCAUCUGUUUCUGUUUUUCCUCUUCGUGGGACCCUUCAGCUGCCUCGCGAGUUACAGCCGGGCCACGGAGCUUCUGUACAGCCUGAACGAGGGGCUGCCGGCCGGAGUGCUCAUCGGAAGCCUGGCGGAGGACCUGCGGCUGGUGCCCCGGGCUGCGGGGAGGCUGGACCAGCAGUCGCGGCCGCCGGAGCGCACCGGCGCUGAGUGGAACCCCCCACUCUCCUUCAGCCUGGCCUCCCGGGGACUGAGUGGCCAGUACGUGACCCUGGACAACCGCUCCGGGGAGCUGCACACUUCUUCCCAGGAGAUCGACAGAGAGGCCCUGUGUCUUGAAGGGGGUGGAGGGGCUGCCUGGGGCGGCAGCAUUUCCGUCUCCGCUCCUUCCUCGGACUCCUGCCUUUUGCUCCUGGAUGUGCUGGUCCUGCCCCAGGAAUACUUCAGGUUUGUGAAAGUGAAAAUCGCCAUCAGAGACAUUAACGACAAUGCCCCGCAGUUCCCUGUUUCCCAGAUUUUGGUUUGGGUCCCAGAAAAUGCACCUGUAAACACCCGGCUGGCCAUAGAGCAUCCUGCGGUGGACCCAGAUAUAGGCACUAAUGGGGUACAGACCUACCGCUUACUGGACUACCACGGUAUGUUCACCCUGGACGUGGAGGAGAAUGAGAACGGGGAGCGCACCCCCUACCUAAUUGUCAUGGGUGCCUUGGACAGGGAAACUCAGGACCAGUACGUGAGCAUCAUCAUAGCUGAGGACGGUGGGUCUCCACCACUGUCAGGCAGUGCCACCCUCACCAUUGGCAUAAGUGACAUCAAUGACAAUUGCCCUAUCUUUGUAGACUCACAAAUCAAUGUCACUGUGUAUGGAAACGCUACUGUAGGCACUCCAGUUGCAGCUGUACAGGCUGUGGAUAGAGACUUGGGGACCAAUGCUCAAAUCACCUAUUCUUACAGCCAGAAAGUUCCUCAAGCAUCCAAGGAUUUAUUUCAGCUAGAUGAAAACACUGGAGUCAUAAAACUUUUCAGUAAGAUUGGGGGAAGUGUUCUACAAAUGCACAGACUCACCAUCCUUGCUAAUGGACCGGGUUGCAUCCCUGCCGUGAUCACUGCUCUGGUGUACAUAAUCAAAGUCAUUUCCACACCACCUGAAAUCGUCCCUCGGUAUAUAGCAAAUGAGAUAGACGGUGUCGUUUAUCUGAAAGAACUGGAACCUGUUGGCACUCCAAUUGCGUUUUUCACCAUAAGAGACCCAGAAGGCAAAUACAAGGUAAACUGCUACCUGGAUGGUGAAGGGCCCUUUAGGUUAUCACCCUACAAACCCUACAAUAAUGAAUAUUUGCUGGAGACUACGAAGCCUAUGGACUAUGAACUACAGCAGUUCUAUGAAAUAGCUGUGGUGGCCUGGAACUCUGAGGGAUUUCAUGUCAAAAGAGUCAUUAGAGUGCAACUCUUAGAUGACAAUGACAACGCUCCCGUCUUCCCUCAGCCCUUGAUAGAACUCACCAUUGAAGAAAACAACGCACCCAACGCCUUUUUGAUGAAGCUGUAUGCCACAGACGCUGACAGUGGAGAGAGAGGCCAAGUUUUGUAUUUUCUGGGACCUGACGCCCCAUCAUACUUUUCCUUAGACAGUGUCACAGGAAUUCUGACGGUUUCAACUCAGCUGGACCGAGAGGAGAAAGAAAAGUACAGGUACACAGUCAGAGCUGUGGACUGUGGGAAGCCACCCAGAGAAUCGGUAGCCACUGUGGCUCUCACAGUGUUGGAUAAAAAUGACAACAGCCCUAGAUUUAUCAACAAGGACUUCAGUUUUUUUGUCCCAGAAAACUUUCCUGGCUAUGGUGAAAUUGGAGUAAUUAGCGUAACAGAUGCUGACGCUGGGAGAAAUGGAUGGGUCGCCCUCUCAGUGUUGAACCAGAGUGAUAUUUUUGUCAUAGAUACAGGAAAGGGCAUGCUAAGAGCUAAAGUUUCGUUGGACAGAGAGCAGCAAAGCUCCUAUACUUUGUGGGUUGAAGCUGUUGAUGGGGGUGAGCCUGCCCUCUCCUCUACCACAAAAAUCACAAUUCUCCUUCUAGACAUCAAUGACAACCCUCCCCUUGUUUUAUUUCCUCAGUCUAACAUGUCUUAUCUAUUGGUACUGCCUUCUACUCUGCCUGGCUCCCCGGUUACAGAGGUCUAUGCUGUUGAUAAAGACACAGGCAUGAAUGCUGUCAUAGCUUACAGCAUCAUAGGCAGAAGAGGUCCUAGGCCUGAGUCUUUUAGGAUUGAUCCUAAAACUGGCAACAUUACUUUGGAAGAGGCAUUGCUGCAGACCGAUUACGGUCUCCAUCGCUUACUGGUGAAAGUGAGUGAUCAUGGUUACCCCGAGCCUCUCCAUUCCACCGUCAUGGUGAAUCUCUUUGUCAAUGACACUGUCAGUAACGAGAGUUACAUUGAAAGCCUUUUAAGAAAGGAACCGGAAAUUAAUAUAGAGGAGAAAGAACCACAAAUUUCAAUAGAGCCAACUCACAGGAAGGUAGAAUCUGUGUCCUGUAUGCCCACCUUAGUAGCUCUGUCUGUAAUAAGCUUGGGUUCUAUCACACUUGUAACAGGGAUGGGCAUAUACAUCUGUUUAAGGAAAGGGAAAAAGCAUUCCAAGGAAAAUGAAAAUGUGGAAGUACAGAUUCCACUGAAAGGAAAAAUCGACUUGCAUAUGAGAGAGAGAAAGCCAAUGGAUAUUUCUAAUAUUUGAUAUAUCAAUCUCAAAUAAAAUAGAGAGGCAUUUUGACUGACUCUGGAUGGUCUUCAUCACCUAAAUAAGAGUGUGUUGAUGGCAGAUCCGAUGAAGGACAACUAAUUUAUAACAUGUAAUAUAUUGUAAAUAGCUGUUUACAGGUUUUUAAAUUCAAAUUCAGAGGUUAUAAAAUGUGUACAGCAUUUUUAAAUGAAAAUUGGUACUAACAGCUAUAGAAUUAUUAUUAGAAAAAAAAAAAAAAAAGCUUGGACUUGAUUUGCAGCUUUCAUACACCAAGCUGAUGACUGACGAAACCUGGGAGUAAGGUAAGAAAAUGGUACCUUAUAAAUUUGGGGGUUUAAAAAGUCCUUUCACCACAAGAGGGCAUCAGCUGCUCCUUUGCAGGGAACUGAAGUAUUCUAUGUGACAGUUGUACAUGAAAUUAAUGAGAGAGUAUAUUUUAAAUAUAUUGUUUUUAACACAAAAGUAUAAAGUUAAAGUAAAUUAAAUUUCACCCUUCUUAAAAGAUAUAAGAAAGAAAAGAAACUCACUUGUAAAACAAUGUUUAUUACCUCAUAAGUACAUGUAUAGUUCAAAAGAGAAGGCAUUAAAAAGAAGUGCAAUUCCUUUUUAGCAAGGGUAAAAACAUUGCCUUGUGUUACAAAUUCAACCUGCGGAAGAGUUUUUCACUUUCUGUGAACUCGAAUUGCUUUGUGUUUGCUUUACCACUGAGCUUGCUGUUAUUACGGGAGAAAAUAUAUAUAUUCUUCCUUCCAGAAAAUGUAACUAGAAAUUGUGCCCAAGAAAAACAGCCAGAAGCAAAGAAAUGUUUCAAUCCUUAGUUGUUUCACAGGUGUGGAUGACAUUUUAGUGCUUGCACAACUUGUCAGUCGUACUUUAUACUUGGGUUCUAUGUUAGAUUUUUAUAUGUUUACACUUAUCCCUUAUCUAAGAAAAAAGUCACAUUAAAACAAUUAUUCUAGAAGCUUGUGUACACUAUUGGUUAUUUCUGGUUGGGCAUUUUAUGUGAAAGUUACACUGUACUUGUCUUUUUACCGUUGUUUGGGGUUACUGGCGACCAUUUCUGGCUUCCUUUCUUUGGCUUUGGAUCAAGUCCAAGAGUUUAUUUGUCAGCCCGGCAGCAAAUUUCUUUGAUAAUAUGGCUUUUUCGGAAUCUUUUGCAAUGAAGAAAGUUGGUCCAUGGGUGAUUUAUCACUUUCACUUCCUUGUGUGAGCUGGAAAUUUUAUUUUAUAUGAGAGUUAUAGCAAAAUUAUCUGUACAAACAGGAAUGUAAGUGUUAGCUUCAACUGGAUCCUUUUACCAUUUGGCAUCAUGCGUCUGUACUGUACCCAAAGUGUUUAUAUGUCUACAAAUUAAAGUUAUAUAUUUUCAUAA